AUGAAUUGGAAAAAUAUCGUGCAAAUGGAUGAUGAUGAAUUAGAACAGUUGGGCAUUAAACCGAGUGCUACGCGUCAAGUGCUACUCAGAAAUUUUCGAAGGAUCAAGAAAGUCAUGAAAAUCAAAAACAUGGAUCUCCCACGGAAACAAAUAACUCUGAAUAAAAAAAUCUACGUUAGAAAUGAUGAAAUGACCGCGGAAGAAAAACAAUUUUACCUUAAUACAUACCGUGAUGUUGAUUGGAACUUGUUAGAAGAUUUUCCCUCUUGGUUGAAAGGGUUAGGAUUCUUGGAUUUUGCAUCAUGUUUCGCAGGAAUGCACUGGAGAGACAUCGUAGAAAUGAAUUAUGAUAAAUUAGAAGAGAUCGGAGUUAACUCAAACUUUGUUCGACUGUCAUUGGUAAAACAUUUUUGGACCAUUAAAAAAGCUUUGGUUCAUAAAGAAAAUUAUGUAUUGCCAUUCCCAAAACAACUUUUGAAAGUCCAAGGAAUUUCUGAAGAAACGAUAAAAGAUCCCAUAGAACGUUUGAAAAUUAUCGAUUCAUUUUAUAAUGUUGAUUUAAAAAUGGUAGAAGAAAAAAAUAUUCCAGCGUUGCUAGAUUCCGUAGGUUUAUCAAGAUUCGCUUCAAGCUUUAAUCAGAUCGGAUGGGACGAUGCAUUAAAUAUGGAUUACAAAGCUUUAGAGAAAAUUGGAAUUGAUUCACAUCUAGCUCGACAAGUAAUAUUUAAGAAAUUUCAAAAUGUCAAAUUGGCUAUGGAUCAAACGAGAAUACCGAGAAAUUUCUAA
Acaulospora morrowiae is the source of this 786-nucleotide messenger RNA. The record is from the annotation of a GenBank genome assembly. Lineage: Eukaryota; Fungi; Glomeromycota; Glomeromycetes; Diversisporales; Acaulosporaceae.